AUGCUCUACGCUGACGACGCGGCCAUCGUCUCGCGCUCAACGGAGAGUCUCGAGAAGAUGAUGUCGGUCAUCGUGCGCGUGGCCGGCCUGUUCGGACUGAUGGUGUCGGAGCCCAAGACGGAGAUCAUGUGCAUGCUGCCAAAAGGGAUCGAGGAACGCCCGUUCACGGUCAGCGCCGCCGGCCAGACGUACAAGCAGACAGAUCGGUUUGUGUACCUCGGACGUACCAUCUCCGCGGACGGGAAGGCCGACCGGGAGAUCACGAGCCGCAGCUGCCGAGCGUGGAAGUGCUACCGCCGGAACAUUGCUUUGAUGUACGACAGGCGACGGGCCAACCGCUGCGAGGAAACCAUCGAGGCCACCGUGCGCAAACGGAGACUGUGUUUCGCGGGCUUCGUUAUGCGCAUGGGGGACAGCCGCCUUCCCAAGCGCAUGCUGUUAGGAGCGAUGGCGGGGGGCAUGGGAUACCGGGGCGGGCAGGAGAGCGACUGAGUGUCUCGUCCAGGAGAGGACCUCGUGGCCUGCAACAUGGGAGACGAAAAGGAAGGGGGUAAAUGGAAAGAGAGCGCCAAGGACCCGGAGGUGUGGUACAACAAGGUCGAGGACGGGGCGGCAUGGUUCAUGAGGAAAUGGCACAGGCAG
Molecule: messenger RNA, 642 nt
Organism: Ectocarpus sp. CCAP 1310/34
Lineage: Eukaryota; Phaeophyceae; Ectocarpales; Ectocarpaceae
Source: the annotation of a GenBank genome assembly